This is a messenger RNA of Rhodotorula toruloides NP11, 2265 nucleotides long. RefSeq names its product MAKKKK cascade protein kinase regulator Ste50. The transcript has 6 exons. Lineage: Eukaryota; Fungi; Basidiomycota; Microbotryomycetes; Sporidiobolales; Sporidiobolaceae. Gene Ontology annotation, molecular function: protein binding. Bases 1 to 2265 code for a protein of 754 amino acids. The record is from RefSeq and is a predicted model, not a curated record. Gene Ontology annotation, biological process: signal transduction.
AUGCCCGCAGAACACGGCAUCACCGGCGACGUCCUUGUCCACCUCGAUCACUCGGCACUCAAGGAUGUCGGCGUCCACUCGGUUGGCCAGCGUCUGGCGAUCCUGAAGACAGUCUACGAGCUCAAGGUCGCGCAGAACAUCCCCAUUGAAGAAGGGCAUUAUGUCCCGCCUUCCGAAGAGAUGGACGCGGAUGGUCCUCUACAUACGCAUCACGUACUGGGCAUGCUCUCCGAGCGGGAUGAUCGUAUCCGCAACCUUGAACACGAAGUGCACAACCUGCACAAUGCGCUGCUCAAUUUGCGGGACGAGGCGUUGAGCAUUGCACGGAGUGCUCCUCAGACUGGCAAGACACGGCAGAACAUCCGCUCUCCUACUACUUCAACCUUCCCGCAUCCGCUUUCGAACGCAUCCACCCUGUCGCGCUCGACUUCAUCGCCCUCCCGCCCGCGGCACCCUCCUCCCGUCGCAGUCAACUCGAACCUUGCCAUUCCCGGCGCAUCAGGCCUUCCUGACUCCCCUCACAGUCCCGUCGUCGACUCGCCUCGUCAUGCGAGCGAAUACCAGCACCAGCAGCAGGCUCUGCACCCGCAAGAUGGUGCGGGACACGGACACCCGACCGAAGUCAGCAUCAACGGUGUCCCUACACCAACGACACCGACCGUCCAGAUGCUCGUCCCGCCCGACUCGGCAGCCGCCGCAAAUGGCGCUCCAGUCUCGCUCUCCGCGACCUCCUCUUCAACCACCCUCGUUCCGCCGUCUUCAGCUCGCUCGACUGUCAGCACGCCUGACUCGGCUUCGCAGGCCACUCUCGCCAGGUCUCCGUCCACCUCGCGAUCGAAGGACGGAUCGAGCGGCGCGGGCGGAAGCGGGAACACGCCGGACAACCCCUACCGGUCGUUCCGCGUUACGCUGGAAGACCCCUGCUACAAGGUCCUUCCCGCAGCGCUCAAGAAGUAUAAGAUCAACGAUGACUGGCGCCUCUACGCGCUGUUCAUCUGUUACGGCAACACGGAGCGCUGCCUCGCCUACGACGAGAAGCCCCUCAUCCUCUUUCAGAAGCUCAAAGAGUCGAAUGACAAUCCCGUCUUCAUGCUUCGACACAUCAAAGACAUCAAGAGUCCUAUCGCAGUCGCGUCGGCGAAGCACGCGGCGAGGCGGGACAAGCGCCCACCAGGUAUCGGCGGCGGAGUCGAGCGAAGCCUGAUGGGCGUCAAUCGGGACGGCAGCGCUGCCCCCUCUGCGUCGACUCUCACUCCGGCGAACGGUCUUGGCCCGAAUGCUCGGCCGACGCGUCUGCACCACCCGCCUGUCCUGCUGCCGGUCGGUAAGGACAAGGCUGCGGAGGACGCGGGCGAGGGUUCGGGCGCGGACCGGAAGGACGAGAAGGAGCGCCGCAACCAAGGCUACUGCAUUGCCAUCUACCCCUAUCUGGCGGAGCGCGAGGACGAGUUUGAUGUGGCCGUUGGCGACACUUUCGUCAUCCUCUCGAAGACAAAGGGUUGGUGGGUCGUCCAUCGCGACCACCCGUCGACAUCCCUCUCCUCGUCAACAUCGUCGAACCCCGAUCAUUCGCCCAUCCCGCGCAAGUCGGCCUGGGUUCCGGCGGGGUGUCUGCUCGAGACGUCGGUCCCGCCGCUCUCCCUCCUCGCCAACGGUCCGACAGCCGAUUCCGCAACCAGUCCCUCCGCGUCCAAGUCGUCGCAGGGCGUUCCAGCGCACGAAGGGAACGCAGCGUCAGUCCCAAUUCCGCCCUCGUUCGUCGUCUCCGUCUCGACUCCCGGUGUCGCCUUGAUGGACUACACGCCUCGCGGACCUGGCGAACUGGAAGUCAAGAAGGGCCAGCCUUUGCGGAUCCUCAAGCGGUACAACCACUGGAGCUAUGCGAUCAAGGAGGACGGCGGGCGAGGAUGGCUGCCGAGCUGGUUCUGCGGCAGGGCGAAUAAGCCGGAUGGGGCGAGCGCAGGCGCAGGCGGAGGGAUGGGCACGCCAACCACGCCAACCGUUCCGUCAAGCGCCGCGGGAUCGUCGGCCACGUCCGCCGGUCAAGGCGAUGCCUCGACACGACCAUCGACAGCGCCAAGCGGACCAGUCAAGCCGCCGGCGCUCACGGUCGCAGUUCCUCCAGCUUCAGCAGGCGUUAGCGCGACAAAAUCGGCUGGUCCGGUCUUGACAGUCGAUGGCGGAGGGAUGGUACGAGCAGAUGAGCGGGACGGCGGAUCGGGUACAGUACGGAAAGCGAGUCUGACGGGAGAAGACGGCGCGUAG